CCCCGCCCUUCUAUCGCUUCCCGCCCCUCAGCCCCGCGGAAGGGCCGGGGCGGGGCGGUGUCUGCGGGCGGCGGGGCCUCCCCCGCCCCGGCUCGGCGUGUGCGGGCGGCGCCGGGGAUGGAGCACGCAGGGACCUGUGUUACCAGUGUGAGAGGGGAAUCACACAGGCAUACUGCAGAUUUUUUGUCUGUAUGUGCUACUCCAUUAUCUGUCUGUUACUGACCCAUCCAGAAAGAGAGAAGAAGGGCUGAACAAAAGUCAUUACCUUGUCACUUCUGCCCAAGAACUGGCUGGAUUUUAGCACACCUGCUGGAGAAGCUUCCUGGACCAUUAGAAAUGGAGCAACUCAUGCUGCAUCUCUGAUCAGCAAAGCUUUCUGUGUGGAGCGCAAGGAUCAAAUUGCCUCAAGUUCUGUCAUAUGCAAGUUGCACUAAUUGUAACCAUACUGCUUACACCAAUCCAGACUUCACUAGAGCUAUCCAAGGCUAUAGUAUCUCAUGUAGUUUGAAUGUUUUCAACUGACAUUUGAAUGUUUUUAAGUCUGAUGUGACUGUGAAAAGUGUGUGUGAGGUGAACUCGUUCCUGUUAAGUUGAUGGUGAAUUUUGAAGCCUCACUUCCAAGCGUGAUCCGUGCUAUGGCAGCAACUUACAGGCUGAUGGUGACUUCUGUGAACUGCUACAGCAGUGUGGUGGUAGACCAGCACUUCCAGCACACUGUGCACUACUGCACUGGGACUUGCCAAGUGUUUAAGCAAGGGAUUACGUGUGUAGUUGCUCACCACAGUGUCUGUGCGCAGCUCAGUGUCCAACAUGCCAACCUAAACCAUAAAGUUCCUGUUUCUGAAAGUGGACUUGCCUUGCCUGGAAAUGAGGACUGUCACCAAAUCCUCCCAAAUAAUCCAAGAAUCAAAAAGGGCUCUUCAUUGCAAGCCUCCAGCAGUUUAAAAGACAUCACUGGUGAGGCGAUAAACCUUGCCAGUGGUAAAACAAAGGAAUUCUCCUUUGAAAAGGUCAAAACCUCUUGCAGUCAUGUGGCCUACAGAAAGGGAAGGAAGGUUCGGUCAGAAACUUUCAGCAGACGAUCUUUUGAUUUUGAUUUGAUUUAUGGGCACUUCAACAAUGAUGAGAACUGCCCUCCAUGUGGCUUUUUGCAGACUCCCUCCCCUGUGGAGAAAUGGCAGGAAAGCAAUGAUGCUCCAGAAGUCACCGUGAAUCCCAUGGUUCCUUUCUCCCCUCAUUCCUUCUCAGAAGAAAACUUCAUUACCCAGAUUUUGGAAAAACACAAGCUAGAUGGUUCUUCUGGCGGAGAUAUUAAGGUGUGCUUAGACAUCUUGCUCAAGUGCUCAGAGGAUCUGAAGAAGUGCACGGACAUAAUAAAACAUUGCAUCAAAAAGAAGUCUGCAGGUAGCGUUAGUGGGGGGAGCAGCACUGACCCCCUGGCAAAUUCAGAGAUGAUAUAUAUGAAUCUGAUGACGAGGUUUUCUUCGUACCUGAAAAAGCUUCCCUUUGAGCUAAAGCCACCGGGACACAAGGAAGCCAGUGACUUGGCAGAACUCGUGAACUGUUUUCACAGCUUGCAGCAAACUCCCUUUCCCCCAGUAUUUGGAGAUGAGCAGCCCCCCAGGUACGAAGAUAUCAUUCAGCUACCACCGUCCAGUGCAGCUCCUCUUGGACUGCCAGGGGACCGGUGUGAGUUGACCAGCACCUCUCAGUCCAUCCAAACGAGUACUGUGAAUGUUACCUCCAACUCUGUUCCCAGUGCCCUGCAGGAGAACAGCUCAAGAGCUGUGAAAGAUGCUUGUGCUCUACCUCAGUUACCAGCCACAAGCCCUUCUGACUGCAUGUCUUCCACAGAGGCUCUGUACAUUGAGGAGGAGUCCGAUGGAGAGAGAACAUUAGGGAAAAUAAAGGCGUCAGAGCAGAAAGGGGACUGGGAGAGUUCAGAGCGCAGCUAUCAGCUGGCUGGUUCUUCAGACCUACCUGGCAAUGCUAAAGCAGAACGUGUUGGAGUGGGAGAUGCUGAGCUCUCCCAUGUUUCUGAGAAAAUGACUCCUUCAAAAACAGUUUUGGAUUCUGUAUCGCGUGGUUCCCAUCCUGAUGUCUCCAAAGGAGAGCAGAUGGUCAGUACAGUGGACAAGGAGGAGAUAGACAAACUGCUGCUGGACUUGGAGUGCUUCUCGCAGAAAAUGGAGAGGACUUUAAGGGAACCCCCUCUAAAGGAGAGUGAACCUGCCGGUUUGCAGGGGUUUGGCCGGCAGGAUAGGCAGGUGCUACCUCCGACUCUUGAGCCUAAACGUAAACCUGUUGACCCUACCUUCUCUUUGUCAAAAAUCAUGGAAAGCAAUGGUCACAAAAUGGAAGAGGAUGACAAAGCCCUUUUACUGCGCAUCCUGGGGAGCAUUGAGGACUUUGCUCAGGAACUGGUGGAAUUCCAGACAGGCAAGGGAAGCUUGUCCAAGGAGAGGGAGGUGAUGCAGAUUCUUCAGGAAACUUUAACAACUCCUUCACGGUCCCUACUUGCUGGGCAAAAAAGCUACACUGAGGCUGUCUCUAGAGACUCUGUUCCAGCUUCAAUUCAGCAGGCCCCAGAGGUGAUUAAGGUUCAAAGUAAACCAGAGAAGAGAUCUGGCACUACAUCCUCAGUCCCUCCAAGCUCCACAGUCAGCCCUUGCGCUCCUCUGCCUGUGAAUAAAGCCACCAGCAGCACCCCCUUGUCAAUAAACAUUCCACGUUUCUACUUCCCUAAAGGACUUCCGAAUGUCUGCACUAAUCAUGAAGAGAUCAUUGCCAGGAUUGAAGAAGCUUUUACAGAGUUUGAAGAUCAGAAAGCAAACGUCUGUGAAAUGGGGAAGAUUGCUAAGAUAUGUGGCUGCCCGCUCUACUGGAAAGCACCUAUGUUCAAUGCUUCAGGAGGAGGAAGGACAGGAUGUGUGUCUGUACACUCAUUUGUAUCUCUGUGGAGAAAAAUCCUGCGGAACUGCCAUGAUGAUGCAUCCAGAUUCACAUACCUUUUAGCGAAGCCUGGCUGUGACUACCUACAACAGGAGGACUUCAUCCCGCUGCUCCAGGAUGUGGUGGAAACGCAUCCUGGCCUGACGUUCCUGAAGGAUGCUCCGGAGUUCCAUUCCCGGUAUAUUACGACGGUUAUACAGAGAAUAUUCUACACGGUCAAUCGGUCCUGGUCGGGGAAGAUCACUCUAACGGAGCUGAGGAAAAGCAACUUUUUGCAAACUCUGGCUCUCCUGGAAGAAGAGGAUGACAUAAAUCAGAUCACAGAUUAUUUCUCCUACGAGCACUUCUAUGUUAUAUACUGUAAAUUCUGGGAGCUGGACACUGACCAUGAUCUUUAUAUCAGCCAGAAGGAUCUGGCUAGGUACAGUGAUCAAGCUUUAUCAAAAAGGAUUAUUGAGCGAAUAUUCAGCGGCGCUGUGGUGAGAGGCAACGAAGUUCAAAAGGAUGGCCGCAUGAGUUAUGCUGAUUUUGUGUGGCUCCUGAUUUCAGAGGAAGACAAAAGGAGUGCUACAAGCAUUGAGUAUUGGUUUCGGUGCAUGGACCUCGAUGGGGAUGGAGUGCUCUCCAUGUACGAACUGGAGUACUUUUAUGAGGAGCAGUGUGAGCGGAUGGAAGUGAUGGGCAUAGAACCGCUGCCUUUUCAUGACUUGCUGUGUCAGAUGCUUGAUCUCGUUAAGCCGGAGAGGGAAGGAAGAGUAACCCUGCGAGACCUGAAGAAGUGCAGAAUGGCUCAUGUCUUCUACAACACCUUCUUUAAUUUAGAGAAAUAUCUGGACAACGAACAGAGGGAUCCCUUUGCAGUGCAAAAGGACAUUGAAAACGAUGGCCCUGAGCCCUCUGACUGGGACAGAUACGCUGCUGAAGAGUACGAGAUCCUUGUGGCUGAGGAGUCUGGGAACGAGCAGUUACAAGAAGGAUCGUUUGAAGAGGACUAUGACACAGAUGAAGUCUUAUCUCCCCCUGAAACUGGAGACAAGUCAGAUAAACUAGUUAUCUCGCAGCUUUCAGCGUAGAGAAAUGGAAGAUGUUUCAUCAAUACCUUUCAAACUGGAUAGCAGUCAGUGCCAAGACACUUAGGGAUUUUUCUUAAAUCCAUCAUUGGAGCGCUGUGCUUUAUUUUGUACACUGUAACUUGAGAACUCUUUUUCUCUUCUUGUGUAAUUGCAAUAAGGUAAUUUCUAUAUAAAGGCUUUUUACAAUCUGUUAUCAUGCACGCUCAUUAAAACCGGUGAUUGCACCUUGUUUUGUUUAUAUAUAAAUUCUGUUCCGUCCCCAGAUGUGCAAUAAAUGCCAGCAGCUAAUGAUUAACUGUAACAACUGCAGGCAUCCGCCGCAGCGGUCGUUCCUCGGUCAGGUCAGUCCUGUGCCGUCCUGGCCCUUUGACUUGGUACCAAGAGUGACAAAAGAGCUGCCAAAUGAACUUAAUUUCAACGUAUGUCUAGAAAUCUUUUAAAACAUGAGUCACAAUUAAGUUCUUUUUUGUUCCUUAGUGUCCUGGAAACCAAGGCACCGUGUGCCUGCGGGGGAGGAGAGCGCAGUCCCCAUUAGCGCUUUAAACCACAUUCUCUUUGCAGUUGAUACUGGACAUGUUUUACCUGUAUGAGUCUGUGAACAGGCAAAGCACUACAGGAUGUAAUGUUUCUUUGAGAAUUUGAGAUAUAGGUAAUGUUUCUACGUGUUCUUCUGUGCAAAAAUCUUCCUCAGGCUGCUGUUCUGUCUCCGCAAAAGUUUUUCUGGGCAUAUUUGCAACAAAAGUCAUAAAUGUUGUUCAGCCAGUGUGUUGAAACUUCUGGUUUGUGUGCACCAGUUCUGUCCGUUCCCUGUGUUCUUCCUUCUCCUGGCUUGCUCCCCUGUGCCUCCUCCAAGAGACUAAGCUGAGACCACCAAGAAAAACCCCAACCCUAACCGAGUCUGCUAGAGUUGUUACCACAGGGAUCCAUUAACUGGUAUUGAGUUAGGCUGUAAUAUUGCCAAAAAUUUGUUUCCCAUCCUUGAAGGAGGCCCCAGUUUUGGAGACUAAACACCACUAACUAAGGAAUCCUUGCUUUAAGUGCACAAUUGAAGUGACUUUCCCCAUAGGAUCCCAACCAGUGCCUCAUGGAACAGCACGUGCUCCACUCAGCGAGCGGUUCCUCCUUACUUAGUAGCU
Cuculus canorus (common cuckoo) is the source of this 5161-nucleotide messenger RNA. RefSeq names its product protein phosphatase 2 regulatory subunit B''alpha (gene PPP2R3A). The transcript has 14 exons. NCBI's taxonomy places the organism in Eukaryota, Metazoa, Chordata, Aves, Cuculiformes, Cuculidae. Gene Ontology annotation, cellular component: protein phosphatase type 2A complex. Gene Ontology annotation, biological process: protein dephosphorylation. Gene Ontology annotation, molecular function: protein phosphatase regulator activity; calcium ion binding. The record is from RefSeq and is a predicted model, not a curated record. The coding region runs from base 594 to 4025 and encodes 1143 amino acids.